AAUAAUGAUUUAAAUAGCGCGCCUGACUAGCAUGUAUUGUAUCGUCUCAUGAUCAUGAACAUCAUACUAUUAAUACACAGGUACCAAGGAACUAAUGAUUCGUCUUCCUGUUAAAAUUGGGAACUAAAGUGCUCGUUCUGACAUUGUUAUUGGAGAACUGGGGCAUUUUAAGACUCUGCGUUACAUUAUGGGCUUUAAUUCUGGGUGUCUCUGCUCGAAAUGAGUACGAGAUGUUUUAGUUACAGAGUGUUCUAAUAAAAUCUUGUCCGACUCAAAAUCGAUAACGCAUAACAUCCAUGUUAACGACUCGAAGUUAUCUAAAUUAUCUCAUCUCUGAAUGGAACAAUUUGACAUGGAAAAUUUCGGCGAAAAAUGGGAGCAUAAUAGUAUCCGUUCCCCUGUAUUCAUCCUAGUUAUCCUCUGUUUCGAACUUAUUUCCAGUUUUUCAACCUUAUUUCUCCCAACCGUAAACUGGAUUCCCUAUGCAUAGAAAAGUCUUUUACAUACAACUUGUGUUGCCGUAAAUUAUUGGCUUUAAAUUUCUCUGCAUAUUACCAAUUCUUAUUCUUUCUCCAAUAUUAGCUAGUAAUAAGAGUGUGUCUCGAAUUCUAGUAGUUAAGUCAUCAAUCAGUAUGGACAAAACUCAAGUCAGUUCCGUUCCUGAGAACGAAGCAUUAAACUCUGAUGCUCCUGGGUCUGGACAGUGUUUUCCCUCGUCAUUUUUGACCGUAGGUACUGCUGUAAGUGCCAAGUAUCGAGGUGCAUUUUGUGAGGCAACAGUAGAUCACGUGGAUCUAAAAUUCCGUCUCCGUGUCCAGCUAAAAACUAAUAAGUCCUAUGUCUCCGUUGAUGAAACCUGUUUGAUAUCUGGAUCUCCUGUCAUUGGAAAUGAAGUGGUGGUUCGAGUCGCUAACGAAACAGCAUUAUCUAAUGAACAAGCUGCCAUAGUGAUACGUGUUACAGAUUCCAGUAUUUACACUGUUGUUUUCGACGAUGGUGAUAAACGAACAUUAAGACGUACUCAACUUGUCAUAAAAGGUGAACGUCACUUUAAGGAGAGUGAAAGUUUGGAUUGUUUACCUUUAACUAAUCCGGAGCAAUUCAGACAACCAGUUAUAGAUCAGAGAAGGAAAUAUCGAUCUGGUGAAGAUGGUAGUAGUAUCUUGGAUGAGAACAUGGAUGAAAUCGAAACUGAAGAUGUAGAUGAAAGAAGUGUGAUUAAAGAUUUUAAUCAAACCAUCUCGUAUCAACCUAACGGAAAUUCAGAUAAACUGACAGAUCGCAAUGAUGCAGAUGAUUUUGAUCCAAAUUGCUCAAAUAUAACAGAACAGAAUGAUGAAGGCCGGACUCGAUCAUUAGAAGCUAAUACCAAUAUAUCAAAUAUGGGAGCGACUGAUUUAAAGCAUUUACCUGCUAGUUAUUGUCGUUUACUCGGGCGUUUAGUCAUGGUUGAUAUGCCGCUAACAGGGAAAGAUGGUUUUGGCUCUCCCUCAUAUGGAUCGUCUACUCCGGCCUGCAAGAGUUCUGGGGUAACACCCCGACGUCGAUUUACCCCAGCUGUUGUUGUUCUACCAUCUGCUAUGCCAAGUAUUGACCUGGGAAGUCUUUCAAAUAUUGCUAAAACACACAAGUCCUACAAAUUUUUGGUCCGUUCGUUUAAGGAUAACAGGUUUCUAGCAGUUCCUGUUGAAUUUGUUAAACGAUUGAAACGACCUGAUGCAGUUGAACUUGCUCACACUUAUCCAGCACUUCGUCCAGCUUUUGAGCGUGCACUGUUGUGGUUGGAUCGACAUGAAUUUCCAGUUUCUUGGGGUGAAAAUGCUGUGCAAACAAUGUUAGGCACAAAAAACUGGCGACAUUCAAGACGUCGUUCCAGGCAAGCGGCUUCAGAUUUCACAGAUUCAAUAAAUUCUAGCCCUUUAAGCUCUAAGCAUACACGUGCUUCAUCGUCGUCAUCCUCUGAAGCCCCACAAUCUCCAAAUACUUGCCAAGGUUUAAUCCAAAAUCCACGUGGCAGACCAAGUAAACAACUUGAACAUUCUACUCGUAAACGACUAAGACAAUCGGAUAAAACCCAAGGUUCCCGGUCAAGUUCACGCUUAAAACUGAAAAGACUUAAGGGAAAUAUUUUGCGUUCAAUUAAAACUGACAAACGACAAAGUGAUGUUUCUUCAAACGAGUCAUUUCGCAUGGAAUCCUCAAAAAAAUCUGCUAAUUAUAAAGUUAUCAAGAAAAGCACUAAUAGUCAUCGAAAGUCAACUACAAGUUUAAAAUAUGAAAAAAAUCCUAUUUCGGGUGGUGAUUUAUUUGACUCAGUAAGUUCUAAUGAAGCCUCGGCAAAUUCUUCAGAGUCGGAUAGUGACACCGGAUCAAUCAGUUCAUCAACUAGCAGUAAUAUAACCGUAUCUACUGUUAGUACACCUAGUAGUAUAAGUAGUAGUCUGAAUAGUAGUAGUAGUAGUGUCAACAGCAGUAGUAUUAGUAGUAGUGAUAAUAGUGGUGCCAGUAGAUCAUACAAUUCAUCAGAUAAUUCAUCAACAUCGUCGGUAGCUAAAUUCGAAGCACGUGAUAGAUGGAUUGCUCAACUGUAUCGAUUUAUGGAUGAACGUGGCACUCCAAUCAACAAAGCACCUAGUUUAGCUAACAAGGAUUUAGAUUUAUAUAAACUUUAUAAACUGGUUCAUAAACUCGGUGGCUUUCAUCGUGUUUCUUCACAACUUAAGUGGGGUUAUGUUUAUUCAAAAAUGGAUUUGCCUCAAAACUUCAGUGCUGGUCCACGAAACUUGCAAGCUGCUUUUAAGAAGUAUUUAUAUCCAUGGGAUGAUAUCAGUAAAAAGUUGGGUACAAAUCUUUGUGAGCUUCCACUAUCCAGACCGAGAUACCCUUCUUCAGCACAAAAUUCAAAUACCAAUUCAACCGGAGCCAAUACCAAUAACUCAGCUUCUAACAACACUUCACAGACUAAACAAUCUCUUGACUCGGGGAAUGUGGAGACAGAAUCAAAGUACUCUAACAUAAAUGUUACUGAAACAGUAGAAAAUUCAAGUGUUGGAGCCAAUAAAGAUGUCCGAACUGUCAGUAGUGCCCCCAUUACCACCAUUGAUAACACAAUAACAACGACGACUAUAAAGAAACGGACUUCUGAUAAAGCGUCUCAGCAACUAAUAGUUGGUCGUUUUAAACAAUCGGACGAUGAACAUACUGGUGCUCACCAUAAUACGCCAAUACGAAAGUCGACCUCGUCAUCACCAUCAUCAUCAUUAGGAAUGGAUAAAUCGUCCAAUUUUGUAUCGACAACUGAUGAUUUGGAUAAACCUAUUUCUUCAGCUUCAUCCAAUAGUUCAUCAAAAUCAGCACCUUUGAAAAAUCGUAAAAGAUUCUAUGACAGUACAAUGCUAAAUCUUCCAUUGUUAAAUUUUGGUAGAGAGUCAGUUGACAAAGUAGAAGAUUUAUCAAAUUGCAUUAUUCCUGUUCGAUCACGUGUUCGAGUUCGAUGCGGUGAUCAUGUUGCUUAUGAAGCUAAAAUUUUGAAGCAUUUACGUCCUCAACCAGCUCUUUGUGGUUUAAAGACUGAUAAUUCUGCUGAUUCACUAUCAACUGCUUCAUGGUCCGGGGUUGGUGAUAUACAAUAUCGUGUUCAUUAUAUGGGUUGGAAUACACGACAUGAUGAAGUUGUUCCCAGAUCUCGUAUAAUUUCUGUGAUAGAAUGGGGUCGGGGUACAGAUGAAGAUCGUCCACAGUCUUGUUCUUCUUUAAGCCCAAUAGUUCAUGAACCUCAAAAAUCCACUUUAAAAAAUCAAAAUAUUGUAACACAUUCAAAACGUGAAUGUGAUCGAUCAUUGGGUUCCGCUGAAAUAAAUGUUAAUGAAAAAGACAGAGAAAUCUUUAAAUAUUUUGCUACAGAAGAUGCACAUGAAGAUGAAGAAAGUAUUCAUAGUCAAACAACUGAAACAGCAUCUGACAACAUUACUACAACAGCACCAAUUGUUCGACGUCGUCGUUUAAUGUUUUCUUCACUAAAACCUGGUAGACGACUCUCAUCUCGAAAAUUAUCUAUUUCAAAAAGAAAUGAAUUUUGUUCGAAAAAAACACCUAAAUUACCUUUAUUGGCUAGUGGAUGCCUGCCUAAACCUCAUUCUUCUGUUAGUAGAGAUAGCAAUAAUAAUAGUAAUACUGAGAAAAAACUAGAGGAUACAAAUGCUGGUUCAAAGAAGUUAAAAACAACUUCCAGUGGUUUUAAAACUAAACAACUAUCUAUUAACCUACGUGGACGUAUCAGUAAGAAAAUCAAGCCUAUCAAGCGACCUCAUUCAAAUCUAUCAAUUGCUUCGGAUGUUUUUAGUACCAGCUCACCGAAUCGUUCUUCUGUCAAGUUAUCUGCUAAGUCAAAAAAAUUAAAAAUGGAAAAUCUUUCAAAUGAAUCAAUUAAUAGUGAAAUCUGUCACAAUACUACUGGUUUAUCAACUCCAUUAGUAGUAGAUACAAAGCGAUUGGUAACUGAUAGAUCAUUAUCUGUAGAUUGUAAAAAAGAACCAAUAGAUUUUGAGGAUGAUGUCAAUCAAGCAAGUAGUACGUUGCAUAGUAAAUUGAGUUGUCAGCGUGAUCAGAUUGAACCAACUCGUACUUCAUCUUCUAGUAGUGGUCUGAUUUCCAAAUCAAAGUUAUCAACUUUGAAAUCUAAAAUAUCUUCAUCGUCUACAAUUAGAGCGAAAAAUCUUGUCUCUAAACUAUCAAAAUUAGCAAAACGAAAAGUUACCAAUGAAUUGAGGAUUUUAUCAAGACAGAAAUCUAAACGAAACGUCAAUAAUGAUAAACACCAACCUCCAAUGAACGAUGAUUCAUCAAAAAAUAAGUUGUCCUCGGGAUCCCCAUCAAUAUUGAUGAUUAGUAAGGAAUACAAAAAUAUCAAGUCAAGUCUUCUAAAUGAUAACAAACAAAUGGUUAUGAAUGAAUACCAGAAUGCCGAAUGUUCAUUAUCGAAUAACUCUACAAUCAUUAGAGUAGAUGAAGAAAAUAAAUCUAUACCUUCUAAUGAAAAACCUCAGAAAAGUAUAACGAAACGAAAUCGACCUAAAGAGAAAGGAACUGAUAUCUCUUCAUAUCAUCUUCAAAAGAAACUUAAUAACACUACAGAUACUUUAGAGAGAGGAGAUACUACCAAAUCUACGUGUACGGAAGAAAAACUUUCGGAUCUUUCCAUGAGUACUAGCACUAGUAGUAGUGGUUCUUCAGGUGCUGUUUUAAAAAAAAUAGAUGAGGAAAAAGUAAACAUAAAGUCUCCAGAUAAAUUACUAACUAAAAAGUCAUCAAAAUCAACUAUGGGUAGUGAACAAGCCAAGACAACGAAGUAUAAUAAUAAUCCCACACCCCUUUUUGAAGAUAUAUCCGAUGCAGAAUCUUCUAAUUCAAAUGAAAGAAAAAGCACUUCUAAGCUAUCGCGUUCUCGAUUAAGUCAUUCUACCCAAAAUUCAAGUAAUUCUUCCCCAAACACAUUUCAAAAACAUAUACGGAUUAUUAAAUCUUCAACUACAAUAUCGAACGGUAGUUCAAAUACUUCAGAUACUGAUGAUGGCAGUGAACAGGAAAUUCAUCGUUCUUUUGAAACUUCUCAUAAUGAAAGUAGCGAUGGUAGUAGUAAUAGUAGUUCAGAAAGUGUUUAUGGUCCUAAUGAUGCACUCCCACGACUUACACGUAGUCAACACAAACAAUUAUUAGGUGAUACACCGCCUGGUUCAGCUUUACAAACUGCAUCACCUGCAAUUUGUAAUCGAACCGCUUCAUCGGUUGUUGCUGCAAAACUUUUAUCCAAUUCUAAACGAUCUCGUACAAAAGAGGUGAAUAAAAUUGUUCAAUCAAAGAAUGGACAACAGUCAUUAGAGAAAACUGAGGAUACAAAUAAAAUCUCACUUUGUCCUAAUACAGAUUUAAUAAGUUCUUCGUUAUCAUCUGAAGUGAAUUAUCUCAAUGAUAAUGUGCCUAAUGUUGAAGCAGAAGUUCACUUGGAAGAAACGAACAUUCAUAAAACUAAAGUUAAUGUAUCACUUGAUAACGAAAUCUCAGAGGACACUGAAAUUAACGAAAUAGAUCUGUCUAUAAAGCAGGAAACCAUUGAAAGCUCCAUGAAUUCAAGUGCUCCACAUUUAUCUCCUGAAAUUAUUGAUGAUAAUACACAAGUUAAUGAUUCCCAUGUGAAUGAAUUAAAAACAGAAAAUAUAUCUCCAACAUCUAUAACCAUGCAUAAUAGACAAGAAAAGGUCAAAAAAGAAGAAGAAGAAGAAACAGGUCAAAAAAUCAGAGAACAUCAUGGGAUUCCAAAUGAUAAUGUCAACGAUGAUGAUGAUAAUGAUGAUGAUCAAAGUUCUGUACAAACUAUGAGCACAGAUCCCAUGGAUGGAUUAUCAUAUGAUUUGACUAUGUCUUCUGAAAAAACUCAUUUACACUUGUCUUCAAGCAAAGAAGACGAAGAUGUAGAAUGUUGCAUAGACAAUGUUCAUCAUCGUCAUCAAACUCAACAACACGCUAAUAAUAUACCUGAAACUAUGAGUACUUUAUCCAAUGAUGAAAAUCAUCAUUCAGUUGAUGAUAUUGUCAACGACAAUGAAGAAUUAAGUGUGACAGUUGUGAAUAAACCUCAUACAGAGCUUCCUACAAUUGAUGAAGAAGAAGAAACAGAACAGCAACAACAAGAUGGCGAUAAAGUUGUUGAAUUAGAACAGGGCAGUAUUUCUAAGAUAUCAUCGCGUAGUCGAAUAAGACGGUCAAGUAAUAACAGUAAUUCAACUGAUGCUUCACAUAAGCGUGGGAAUAAACGUAUACAUUCAACACCACAUCGUGCUACAGGUUCUGAAAAUUCCCCAGUUCCUGCUUUAGAAUCCCCACAUUAUCAUCCUCCAACAUCUCCACAUUCAACAAUCGGUACAUCACCAUUGCCCAGUUGCUCGAAGUCAAUUCAAAAUCAUCCAGUUGACCGUUCUAUAUCUAAUCAUAGACGAUUCGGUGGGCCAUUUUUCCCCAUCGCGGGUUUCGAUGAUCUACCUUCUGAUGUUAAAUGUCAAGUUUUACAAGAGCGUAUGCAUCAAAUAUUGGAAGCAUGGCGUUUAGCUAAACAAUAUCUUAAAGAUUUAGAUCAACGAAGUAAUCGUACACGUCGUCUAAAAGCUAGACAAAAUUUGGAAACAUUGACAUCUUCGUCGAAUUUCAAUUCAACUUCACAGAAUUGUCGACAACUUAUUGACGAACCACCAUAUGCUACCAACGAUAUAGCAUACACCUAAUUAUUAUUAUAAAUUUAUUAUCAUUAUUAUACGAAGAGAUUAUGUGCAAGUGUAAAUUUCUUCAAGAUGCACUAUUAAAUCUUUUUCUCUGAAAAAGAAACUAUAAAUUUUAAUUUCUAAUUAUUUCUUGUCCACUAGUUUGUUUGUUGUCUCUUUUCACUGAUCAUUUGAUUUUAAUCCUUUCAUAUCUAUUUCUGUAUGUGUAUGUCAAUAUGUGUUUGCGUUUGGCGCUUUUUUUGUUUUUUUUAUAUUUUCGUAUUAGUUGCGUAAGUUACCCAAGAUAUUACUGCUAUUCUCUUAUUGUGUAUAUAGUUGGUGUAUGGAGUUGAAUUGGGGUACAUUUUAUUAUUAAUAUUAUAUGUAUAUUUAUUCAAAUUAAUGUAUAGUGUUAUAACUGAACAAAGACCAAUAUGUAUUGACUGAAGGAAGAACGCAAAAACGAUGAUAAAUAUUUGUUAUAAUCAAUGAAUGUAACUAAUUUAUUAAAUAACAUGAUUACUCCUCUCUGAUACCUUGUUUUUAAUUUAGUUUGCAAUGGGUUUUAUUUAUCCAUCCUGUGAUACUUUUGACUGAAUUUUGAUCGGUCUUAGUUGUCAUAUGUUUACCAUAUUCAGAUUACCUCAAUGUAGUCAAUAUGUCACAAGUUUAUGUAAAAUAAAUCGAAUGUGACCAGCAAUGGAAUCUAGAGUGUGCGUUUUGUCCUAUUUUAGAUUCGUUAGUUGGAUGUACCUGUAUCUCAAAGUUUACCCAGUAAACAUCGUUUUUGAGAUUCGGAUACAUUCAGUUGAUGAAUCAGAAACAGAACGAGACAAACAUCCUGGAUCGCACUGCUAGCUAUAUUUCAUUUAUUCCACAAAAACUUCCUCUUCUUAUGAUACGUAAUAGUAGGUUUACUUGGAAAUUGGUUCCUCGUACCAUUUAGUCUGAUUGUUUGAGGACUUAUUUCUUCGAUUUUUUUAGUUGAUAGUUUUACAAAAAUCGUCUAUGUGUGUGUUCUGACCAUGAGUUAUGUGUAAAUGUUAACUGUAAUUUUUCUUCUAAAUUCGAACUAGAUAAGGUGAAUUGUGAAACUAUGUAGUCACGUAUUCAUUGAGAAGGAUUCUUAAGUGUUACAUAUUAAGAGACUUACAUCUUUAAUUGUUCUAUUUGAAGUUUCAUAGUUUGAUUGAUUAUUAUAUUUUUGAUCAAUUUAUAAUCUUCACUCGAUAACCCUCAACAUUAAUGUAUCAAUAAACCAAUUUGGAUUUUAAAUAUAUACUAAGCGUAUUUUUACUUACUGACUGAUGUGUAUUGUCUGUUGCCAUAAAUGAGUUGAGUCACUGUUUCAUUAAUGCUGCAUACACCUUGGUGCAGACCGACACACGUUUUUUCGAAAAUCACAAUUUUCUUCUGGUGAGUUAGAAAGAUCAUUUGGUGCCUACGUAUUUUAGAACUUUGUGGAUUAAAUAUUUAUUUUUAAGUUUUUCAAUCUUCCUGUUGAAGUUAAGAAUUGAAUCAGUUUCUUUCUGGUAUAUGUACCGCCUGUAUAGAUCGCCUUGAUAUGACUAUUAGGUCACUAGUAUUUCAGUAUAGACUGAUAGUGGUUAGCAGUGGGAUCCGUAACAUGCGUUUCCUUUUCUUUGACCUAGUGGAAAUACCGAGACAAUCCCCUCAGGAUGCAUGUAUUUCGAAAUGAGAUUGAUCAAAGUUCAAUCCUUAAUAUUAAAGGAAGAUUCAAACUAUUAAAAAAUGAAAUUGACUGCAGUUGCACAGUUGGUUAUUAAUUAGUUAGCUUCAACGUAGAACCAGGCACAUAAAUGCAUCGGUCCAAGUUGCCAUACAUCAUUAGCACAACAAAAUGAAUACCGAAUUCAUAGAAGUAGUUAAUUUAGUGGUGGUAAUAUAUAAAAUAAAGGUUGUAUAUAAGGAUAUAGUAAAGGAAGAAAUUCAGAUAUGAAGCAAUUUUAAUCUCACGGUUUAAAGGAAGAUAAAGAGUGUAUACACAUAUGCCAUCGUGAUCGAUUCUGAGCCAUGUCACCUAGAGUCUCCGACCAUUGGUUACGAUAGUCGCGCGGACCCCAACCAAGUAGUCUGCGCCUGCCAACAUGGCUUAGACUAAAAUUUAAUGACUUCAAGCUCUGAUACACAACCUGGUGGUUAACGAGAAUCAGUGGAUAGUGCGUUGGGUUUGAGUCUCGGAGAUAGGCAUAUCCGGCUGACGAGCCUCCAAUAGGGCAAAAUGCAUUCUGAAUUAUACUGCUAGCCAUAACUGAUAUUUACUUCCCUACAAACGUUUAGUACUACACUGUGGGUCAAGUGAGUUGGUAGUUACAUUACAUUAUUUAAUAAACUACACACCGGAGACUUGUGAAAAUAACCCAACUAUGCAGAGUUGAGUAUAUUCUACCAGGUUUUUGAACAUUCAUCUCAAAUUCAUGAACUGAGAUAAGUCCACUCUGUUUCCUAUCGUGUUAUUCAUCGUAACUAAACUUUUCAACUGAUAAAAAGUAGUCAUAUGGAAUCAACUGAUCUAAUUCUACACAUUUUUUGUCCAAAAUUAUCAAAGCAACCAAAUUUUCGAACCUCUUAAAUCAUUAAAUCUAUUUUCUGAAUUCGGCAUCGCAUUACCUAGUUGUAUUCUUUAUAUUAUAAGACUUACUAAUAAUAAGUAUUUGAAAGGAAAUAUCAGUAGUAAUUUUUUCUCAGUCAUUUUACUAAACUUUUUUGUUCCAAUAAAUUGGCUCAUAAGUUUUUUUUUCGAUUUACAGUGUUCCUUGAAGUUUCCUUUUUACCAAUCCGCAUAAUUUGUUUACGUUAAUUUCUAACUAUACACACUUGAAACUUCCUUCUUAGCAUGAAUAUUUUAGCUUUCUUCUCAUUUAGUUAAGUGAAAAUUUCCAUUCACACAAUUAGUAAAAAAUAUAAACAGAAGAAAGAAAUAUUUCUUCUUCCUAUUAAUCGUUUUCCCCAUUUGUUCGGUUAUUUACUUGAGGAAAAUUGGUGUGUUUGAUGCUGAUUUUACGAUAAGUUCGGUAAUUUCAUAUUAUUUGUCUUGAUUUUCGAAAUCACACAUUUCAGAUGUGUUUUACGAAUAACUUGCUCAUUUUUCUGAAUACUAUAAAACUAAUUUAUGAUGAGAUUAGUAAAUUUGCUUAGUCAGUGUGAAUUAAGACUACUUGCAUAAAACCAAGUCGUAAGGUACCAGUGGGUAGACAUUCUGGUUAGAGUUUUUUUGGCGAGUUGGUUUUCUACAGGAUGGGGUCGCUAACCCCACGCACAACCCUCCUCCCUUAUUCGGGCUUGGGACUGGCAUUAGCCCCCGCAGGAGCUGCAGACGGAGUUGAGUAGAUAUUCACUGCCAUGUUAUUCGAUCCUCACUUCAGACUAAAUGGUGUCAGUCAUAUAUCAAGAAUUAUUAAGAUUAUUUUAAUUCAUCGAAAUCUUUGUGUACAAUUAAUGCUAUGUGAAUUUGAAUUCCCGUUUCUGUCCGCCGAAUUCCCUCAAUUCAAUGGCAUCAAUUUUUUUUAAUAUAUAUUCCUUGUAGUGGAAUCAGGUGGACAAAUAAUUUGUACUAAUAAAAUGUCAUAUACCUAUGAAUGUCUUAUAUCAAUAACGUUAUCAAACUUACUUAAAUCAGAAGUUAACAAAUUACAUCAUACUCACGUUUUGUUUCCUUAUGUAAUUGGUGUUAAACUAUGAUGUCUAAGAAAUAGUAUUUGUAUCUGAUCAUCUUAUUUUCGGUCAGACAGUAUGUCCUAUUCAAUUUUUUUUGUAAUUUGACAGGAUUAUUCAAUAAGUGAGUAGUGAAUGUUUCAUAAAAUAGACCAGCCAAAUUCUUACUAUAAAUCGAUUUUCGACAAUCGUUAAGUAUUUGAAUUUAGACAGUCGAAAAAGCGUAAACAAAUUAGUACGGCAUUGUUUAAAAAGUACUAUAGGCCUGUUCAUUUUGUAAAAUAGUUACAAAUAAUAAUGAUGAUCGAAGAUUGAGAGUGUACAAUAUGCACCCAACAUAGUAUUUUAGAAUAAAGCAUGAAAUACAGAUGAUAUUUUUCUCAGUCUUCUUUUGAAGUAUCCUCAAAAUUUUACCGCGCACUAUUUAUUAUUGAUAAGAAAAUUCAGUUUUUAUAAGGUCUCGACUUCAGUGAUCAAUUCAACGGCUGAAGCUAUUUCAAAUAUAAUAUUCAUAAAUGAUGUCUUCUCUAUACACGGCGCCCGAUUUUCGUCAAACCAUUCUUUUUAAUAUAGACGAAUGUUCGUACAAAUAACUGUGCAUAUUUUCAAUAUUGACGUUAAAAGCUGUUCACCAUCAAAAUAGACAUAGCGUUCGAAUUGACAAAUCCGUAAAAAUGAAAAAUUUAAUAGCUUACUCCUCUGUUAUUUUAGCUAGUGUAUAUUGAUACUUUAUCAUAUAUUCGAAAAUGAAUUUCAAACAAUGAAAUAGUAAGCGAUAUAGAUUGAGUGACGUGUAGUUGCACUUACAUUCUGUCCCGAAAUUUUGUGUCUAUUUCAUUUCUAAAUAAUCGAAAAAACCUCCACUUAUUUUUUUGGAAAAUCCUAGACCUUUACCUAGUUAAUAUAACUGACAACUAUUACUGUUCUAAAAUAUACUUUAGAUAUCCUCAGUCACAGGUAAACUGAAUUGCAAGGAGUUGAUUGGAUGUAUAGAUCGUGAAUCAAUAAAAGUGUGAUGUUACUAAAGAUAAUGUACUUACACUUGUUCUGUCAUCACACUGCCUUAAAACGAUCAAGAAGUCAUCAACUUCAAGAGUCAAAUGAAAUUAGUGAGAAAAACUUUAAAAAUCAAAACAAUUGAGAUAUAAAGUACUAUACAACUCAUGUUGUAACUAAUUUGAGAAUGAUAACAAUUAAGUCUUCAAAUGAUAAAUUUAUUUGAAACGAGUCGUUUGGCCUUCGAGUUAAGUAACAAAUCGUUCAAUCGAAAUAAAACUUCAUCGAACAGAUUUCUGAAUGUAUGAAAAACAACGGUAAGUUCUAGUACGACAAAUUAGUGUUUCUGAACUUCGCGUGAAAGCAAGCUAUGUUACUUUUAUCUGAACUUGAUCAAGAUUAUGAGGAGCAAAUUAGUAAAAAAAAGAAAGGAAUCAGGAAACUGAACAAGAAAGACGAAUUCUGCAGAAUAAGAUAGAACUGAAUAGCUUUCGCUUAACAGAAAUUUCAAUCAUCACUGUUAUCGGUAUUGUGAUCAAAAUAAAGUUAUAUCUGACCCAGAAUCGCACUACUUUUGGUAAGGGUGUACACUAAUUAUUUAUUUAAUAAAUAAACCACAUAGUGAUCUGAGUUUGGAAUCAACUCUAUAAAUUACUUAUUCAAUAAUACACUUCACAAAUGAUUGAACGUCUACCAGCAUGGUUUGGGAACGACCAGAUAAAAACAAUACGCAGUUUUAUCUUGGCACAUCUAAUUGAUAG
Schistosoma rodhaini is the source of this 12682-nucleotide messenger RNA. The record is from the annotation of a GenBank genome assembly. NCBI's taxonomy places the organism in Eukaryota, Metazoa, Platyhelminthes, Trematoda, Strigeidida, Schistosomatidae.